Messenger RNA from Priapulus caudatus, 2892 nucleotides. RefSeq names its product filaggrin-2-like. The record is from RefSeq and is a predicted model, not a curated record. Bases 177 to 2255 code for a protein of 692 amino acids. NCBI's taxonomy places the organism in Eukaryota, Metazoa, Priapulida, Priapulimorpha, Priapulimorphida, Priapulidae. The transcript has 12 exons.
ACGAGCGAGUCGGUCAGACAACGGUCCAGCCGUAAUCACAGCUGCACAAAGAUUGACUUCCUACAAAGAUAGAAUCUAGACGAACAACAUUUAUCGCUUAGCAUCAUACAGGGACAUUGGAACUGAGAUCGGCUUCCACAAAAUAAUUGGAAGGAAGCAACUGAGUAAACGGAGACAUGACGAGUACGCUCGCGCUUCUUCUACUCUGUUGCGUGACGGGGCAGGGUUUCGCCGCCGGUGGCCACGGUAGCCAUGGCGGACAAGGCGGUUACGGCUACGCACCCUCGUACUACUACGGCUACCUACACAAGCACACAACGACGACGCACAGUCCGUACGUCUACUUCAAGCGUCACACGAUACCGUACGAGGAUCUAUACGAAAGCACGUACACGGAUCACUUCGUGUUCCACACACCCAGCCCUUGCUACGGCUACGACUGCGGGCAGAGUAAGGGAGGGGGCUACGGGGGCGACCACGGAAGCGGCCAUGGUGGUGGCGACGGUGGUCAUAACGAAGGCGGCUACGGAGGCGAGGACGGAAGCUACGGCGGCGGUGGCUAUGGCCGCGGUGGCUAUGGCCGCGGUGGCCACGGCGGCGGUGACUACGGCGGCGGUGGCGAUGGCGGCGGUGGCCACGGCGGCGGUGGCUAUGGCGGUGGUGGCUACGGCGGCGGUGACAGCGGCGGUGACUACGGCGGCGGUGGCGGUGGUGACUACGGCGGCGGUGGCGGCGGCAACAGUGGCUACGGCGGCAGCGACAUCGGCCAAAGUGACUACAGUAGUUACGGUAACGACGGUUACGGCAGCAGCGGUUACGGUAGCAGCGGUUACGGCAGCAACGGCGGUGGCGACUACGGUAACAGCGGUUACGGUAGCAGCGGUUACGGCAGCAACGGCGGUGGCGCCUACGGUAACAGCGGUUACGGUAGCAGCGGUUACGGCAGCCAGAACAUCGGCCAUGAAAUCCAGGGCGGUAAUGUUGUCGACAACAGCCAAAAGGGACAGCGGUCGAGCAGCUACGGAAAUGAGGUCGUAGAUAUAAAAACAAAAUGCGAUAGCGACGCCAAAACAUUCACGGUGGAGCUGACAUUUAAGCAGAGCUUCUACGGCAAGGUGUUCGCUAAGGGCUACUACGGUAUAUACAUGUGCUCAGUGCAAGGAGACGGAUCCUACCACAUCAGCUUUACACUACCCCUGGACGGAUGCGGAACACAGGAGAGCGUCGAUGUUAAGAAGGGUGGCUACGAGUCGAGCUAUUCGCAGACAUACAGCUAUCAUAACACAUUAGUUGUGAUGGAGAAUGGAGGAUAUGGAGUACUAGAGUCAUCCGACAGAGCAUACGCCAUCUUCUGUUCAAUCGAAGAUCAAGCAAAGCCCCAGCCAACCCAGCAGACACAUAGCGGCAGACGCGGUGGCUAUGGUAACCAGGACGCUCAACCAAUUCGCGCCACGAAGGAGGAAAUGCCGAACGUCUAUUUGAAGGUCGUAGACGGUCACGACCCGUCUGGUUCACCGACGACGGGCCUAGUCGUGGGCCAGUACGCGUCGCUAAUCGUUUACUACAAACCAUCGUACGAGCAUGACGUGUCAGUAACCAACUGUUUCGCUCACGACGGCACGGGUUACUACAAGGUGCUUCUCAUCGACGCUGAUGGGUGUUCGACAAACAAGGACUUCAUUAGUGAGCUGCAGCAAAGCGAAAGUGGUUACAACGCGGAGAAGAAUAUCUACACUACGUUCAAGGCUUUCAAGUUCCCCGAUCGCUACAACGUAUACUUUCAGUGUAGCAUUGAAGUCUGCUCAGGACAGUGCUCGACGAAGCAGUCGUGCCGCAACGAUGUCUACGGGAGCAGCAAUGACGGUUACAGUCAAAAUAAUCGGCUUAAGAGAUCCGUGUCGGGUAACAGCUCGGUCACUGUGGAGCCACCAGUAAUCAAUGCCACCAGUACAGCAGCGAGCGCCACUAACUCAUCGACAGUUGACCAGAGAGAGCUGUUUAGGGCACUGACGGUGAUACUUCCUGGCGAGGAGCCUCUAUCUGACAGUUUCGAACUCGGCAGGCGGUUUGCUACUCAGCAGGGCAUGUGCAUUACGAGGGCUGGCUUCGCAUGGGGCAUGGCGAUCAUGGGCGGCAUCUUACUCGUGUCUGCGCUGCUCUGCCUCACCAUGUACAUGCGCGCACGCAGAACCACGGAGACGGACGCCGUCGACGACAUCAUGAUGGAGAAGCAAAAAGCCUCUGAGAAGCUCUAACAGCUCAUCCCACCUCCACUCUACCAAGCCUACCGUACUACUUACACCCUAUAUCCCCACCACACCCCCGUCAGCGCUGCUCAAACGAACUGAAAUUAGCGAAGCUAUUAGUAUAUAUAUAUAUGUAUAUAUAUAUAUAUAAUAUAUAUAUAUAUAUAUAAUUAUAUUAAGAGCCUAUUCGCACUGUUUAACAUAACGUGAACAGUUAGACGCCAUGACGCCUGUAGCCGAAAUCACAUUAGAGACGGGCUUCGGACUUUAGAGUCCGAGUCGGAGUUUAUGCCAUGCGAAACGUUAUUCGGUUUUUAUUACGGUAGUAGACGCGUGCAUUUGUUCGCUUGUCGAAAUAGCUCUCAAUAUAGUUCGAGUACUCAUACAUGGCAAGGUUCUUUAACUGUACUAUGAACUCUAAACUCCAGUUACCUCUCCCACCGAUAGAGAUAGAGAAAGAGAGAGGGAGAAACAUUAACGACAUGAUAUUUAAAUCCGCCCAUAUUUUUAAUAUACAAGUUUUUAUUCAUCGAGAAGAAUUACGAUUAAGAAGAUGCGCGCCUUGCAAGUCGCGUUGUACGUGUAGCGUGAUAUAUAUAUAUAUAUAUAUAUAUAUAUACACACACACACAUUUAUAUAUACGUGU